This is a messenger RNA of Plasmodium knowlesi strain H, 9009 nucleotides long. RefSeq names its product 6-cysteine protein. The transcript has a single exon. The record is from RefSeq and is a predicted model, not a curated record. The coding region runs from base 1 to 9009 and encodes 3002 amino acids. NCBI's taxonomy places the organism in Eukaryota, Apicomplexa, Aconoidasida, Haemosporida, Plasmodiidae.
AUGUGGGAUGCUGCAUACAUGAAAAGGGUGACGCUUAUUUCUUUCUUUCUUCUCGCCGUUAAGUACUUGGAAUAUUAUUCCAUAAAAAAAGGGCACAAAAAUGAACGCACCAAUUCUUUUGAGGAAUCGCAAUCAGAUGCGUUAGGGCACUACUUGGGAGAGUGCACCCGUGAACAGAAAACAUUAACCAAUUUUCCAGCGGGGUUUCCAUUGCACAGUAGUAGGAAUGGUGCACCCAAGAAUUGCCCUAAAGAGGUUGCGCUAAGUGCAAAUGGUUAUAUGAAAAGGGAUAAAGGGAAGGGUAGCAAAAUAUGCGCACUUGAACAAAGUAACCUUACUUUAUGCUACAAUGGGAUGACCUCUCCCGGGAGGGAAAAUUGCGCUAAACCCUUAGCACCAGCGCUAGUCGGGGCAAAGAACAACUGCGCAUGCAGUGAGGAGGAAGAUUUUUACAAAAGUGAAAAAGAAAAAAUUGAACUUGCGCUGGGUAGGAAAAUUAUAAACCGAAUUAUCGUUCUCUUUUUUAAAUUGUUUGAUGAAUGUGCACAUGUGAAACAUAAGUUGGCAAGUGUAUUCGAGGUUUUUCUCACGAUAAGGGGCACACGCAGAUCGAAUUUUUCUCCCCCCACAGGAAACCUAGCCAAUAGUAAUGCAUAUACAUUUAUAAGUGAAGAUAAAAUUUACAACAAUUUCCUUUAUCAUUCUUAUGUGCUUCUCCCCAAUGGAUCCUUAACCACAGAUGGAGAGUUGUUCUUCCCUUUUCACUAUACCCAUUCUGACCGUGUCAAAAUUAUCAAUAAUGAGGGUAUUACAAAUGGCGGAGUUACUCAGGGUGAAUGGCUAGAAGAAGGAACAUAUGGACAAGAUUACAAAUCAACAUGGGAUAGAAUGAGGUGCAAAAUUGACCCCUUGGGAAAAGGCAGCAAGGAUAUGUCACCGAAAAUAUCAGGCAGGAGGUUAUCGGACAAGAAGCCGCUGGUCACAGAGGGCAAUGAGGACGGAGAUGGGGGUGAGCGGGGUGAUGAUAAGCACAAGAAUGGCAAUGACCCCAAGAAGAACCCGCCUUUGCAAAAUGGUUGUGCAGUACACUAUUCCACCAAUGGAGAAAAGAAAAAGAAAAGAACGUGCAGACUCUUGUCACCUCAAGACAUGUGCCAUAUUAAGCAAGAUUAUGGAACGGAGCUAGAAGAAAAAAGGAAAAAAAAAGAGUGUAUUAAUUGCAGGAUAUUGGCAGAGGGGACUUCCAAACCGGAGGACAAAGAUAAAGGAGGAGAAAAUAAAGAAGAAGAAAAAAAAGAAGAAGAAAAGAAAGAAGAAGAAAAUAAGCAAAAUGAACAAAAUCAACAAAUUGAAGAUAAACAUUAUAAGAGAGCGAUGUGCAGAAUCUUGCAAGAGAAUAAUGGGGAAAAAAAUCGUUUGAUGAAUAACACGGAUGGAAUAAUAUUGAGCGAAGAUUUAUUAGGACAGAAGUAUGGUACAAGUGGUGAGCAUUAUAGAAAGUUUAGAAUCUUGUUAGAGCGGGAACAAACAUCCCAUUCCCGUGGAAUGGGGAAGGGUGCAGAAGGAAGGAAGAAUCAGCAAGUCAGUAGUACAUGUGAUCGGAAGAGUAGACAGCUUGCAAUUUUAUCGGAAGAAUAUUUUUCACCAGAUGAUCAUUCUGAUGACAUAAAUCGAUAUGAAGGUGAUGCAAUAAGAAAACAUGGUGGGAAUGGUUCGAGUAUUAGACAAUUUAGGGUUCUAGCAGACGGUUCAGAUGAAAGUGGUCCAUAUUUGGAAGUAGAUGGACUUUCGGGAAAUGGCGAAAAUGAGGAUGAUAAAGAAGAUGGAAAGGGAGAUGACCAAGUCGUCCCUAGCUGUAAAAGGUUUAGAAGUUUAUCAGAAGAGGGUGAUUUAUCCCAUGGUAAACUCACAAUCGUGCCAGGUAGUGCAGGGGGAAAUGGAGGAGCAGGACAUGGACAAGGGAAUAAUGGAGAAAAGGAUGAUAGAAGGAACUCAGAGUGUAGAAGACUUAGACUUUUAUCUGAGGAUUCUUUUCCAUGGAGUAAUACAAAUUGUGACUCAAAUGGAAGUGCAAGUGGAGGCAGUGAUGGUAAUGGGCGUUGCUCGAAUAUUAUACGUUUUAGGAUAUUGGUUGAUGAUUACCCGGAUAUACUCUACGAUGAUAUUCAUUUGAAUGGGCAACACAUUGGAACAGGUUCAGUAGGUGGAAGUGGAAAUGGAAGUGGGGGAAAUGGAAUGGGGGGAAGUGGAAUGGGGGGAAGUGGAAAUCAAGGAGAAAAUUCUGGAGGAAAUGGAAAUAGCAAUGGAAAUGGUUCUAAUAGUAGACAAUGUAGAAUGUUGGCGCAAAAUGGUUCAGAGCCUGGUGGAACAGUAAAUAAUUCAGAUGGAGGAGAAGGUGGAGUUAAUAAAGGAAAUGUCGGAAGUAAGAAUCAAGGAGAAAAGUCUGGGGGAAGCGGAAAUAGCAAUGGAAAUGGUUCUAAUAGUAGGCAAUGUAGAAUUUUGGCGCAAAAUGGUUCAGAAAGAGAUAAUACAAACUAUGAUUCAGAUGGAGGAGAAGGUGGAGUUAAUAGAGGAAAUGUUGGAAGUAAGAAUCAAGGAGAAAAUUCUGGAGGAAAUGGAAAUAGCAAUGGAAGUGGUUCUAAUAGUAGACAAUGUAGAAUGUUGGCGCAAAAUGGUUCAGAGCCUGGUGGAACAGUAAAUAAUUCAGAUGGAGCAGAAGGUGGAGUUAAUAAAGAAAAUGUUGGAAGUAAGAAUCAAGGGGAAAGGUCUCGGGGAAACGGAAAUAACAAUGGAAGUGGUUCUAAUAGUAGACAAUGUAGAAUUUUGGCGCAAAAUGGUUCAGAGCCUGGUGGAACAGUAAAUAAUUCAGAUGGAGCAAAAGGUGGAGUUAAUAGAGGAAAUGUUGGAAGUAAGAAUCAAGGAGAAAAUUCUGGAGGAAAUGGAAAUAGCAAUGGAAGUGGUUCUAAUAGUAGACAAUGUAGAAUGUUGGCGCAAAAUGGUUCAGAGCCUGGUGGAACAGUAAAUAAUUCAGAUGGAGCAGAAGGUGGAGUUAAUAAAGAAAAUGUUGGAAGUAAGAAUCAAGGGGAAAGGUCUCGGGGAAACGGAAAUAACAAUGGAAGUGGUUCUAAUAGUAGACAAUGUAGAAUUUUGGCGCAAAAUGGUUCAGAGCCUGGUGGAACAGUAAAUAAUUCAGAUGGAGCAAAAGGUGGAGUUAAUAGAGGAAAUGUUGGAAGUAAGAAUCAAGGAGAAAAUUCUGGAGGAAAUGGAAAUAGCAAUGGAAAUGGUUCUAAUAGUAGACAAUGUAGAAUGUUGGCGCAAAAUGGUUCAGAGCCUGAUGGAACAGUAAAUAAUUCAGAUGGAGGAGAAGGUGGAGUUAAUAAAGGAAAUGUCGGAAGUAAGAAUCAAGGAGAAAAGUCUGGGGGAAGCGGAAAUAGCAAUGGAAAUGGUUCUAAUAGUAGGCAAUGUAGAAUUUUGGCGCAAAAUGGUUCAGAAGGAGAUAAUACAAUCUAUGAUUCAGAUGGAGGAGAAGGUGGAGUUAAUAAAGGAAAUGUCGGAAGUAAGAAUCAAGGAGAAAAGUCUGGGGGAAGCGGAAAUAGCAAUGGAAAUGGUUCUAAUAGUAGGCAAUGUAGAAUUUUGGCGCAAAAUGGUUCAGAAGGAGAUAAUACAAACUAUGAUUCAGAUGGAGGAGAAGGUGGAGUUAAUAAAGGAAAUGUCGGAAGUAAGAAUCAAGGAGAAAAGUCUGGGGGAAGCGGAAAUAGCAAUGGAAAUGGUUCUAAUAGUAGGCAAUGUAGAAUUUUGGCGCAAAAUGGUUCAGAAAGAGGUGAUACAGUAAAUAAUUCAGAUGGAGCAAAAGGUGGAGUUAAUAGAGGAAAUGUUGGAAGUAAGAAUCAAGGAGAAAAUUCUGGAGGAAAUGGAAAUAGCAAUGGAAAUGGUUCUAAUAGUAGACAAUGUAGAAUGUUGGCGCAAAAUGGUUCAGAGCCUGAUGGAACAGUAAAUAAUUCAGAUGGAGGAGAAGGUGGAGUUAAUAAAGGAAAUGUCGGAAGUAAGAAUCAAGGAGAAAAGUCUGGGGGAAGCGGAAAUAGCAAUGGAAAUGGUUCUAAUAGUAGGCAAUGUAGAAUUUUGGCGCAAAAUGGUUCAGAAGGAGAUAAUACAAACUAUGAUUCAGAUGGAGGAGAAGGUGGAGUUAAUAAAGGAAAUGUCGGAAGUAAGAAUCAAGGAGAAAAGUCUGGGGGAAGCGGAAAUAGCAAUGGAAAUGGUUCUAAUAGUAGGCAAUGUAGAAUUUUGGCGCAAAAUGGUUCAGAAGGAGAUAAUACAAACUAUGAUUCAGAUGGAGGAGAAGGUGGAGUUAAUAAAGGAAAUGUCGGAAGUAAGAAUCAAGGAGAAAAGUCUGGGGGAAGCGGAAAUAGCAAUGGAAGUGGUUCUAAUAGUAGACAAUGUAGAAUGUUGGCGCAAAAUGGUUCAGAGCCUGGUGGAACAGUAAAUAAUUCAGAUGGAGCAGAAGGUGGAGUUAAUAAAGAAAAUGUUGGAAGUAAGAAUCAAGGGGAAAGGUCUCGGGGAAACGGAAAUAACAAUGGAAGUGGUUCUAAUAGUAGACAAUGUAGAAUUUUGGCGCAAAAUGGUUCAGAGCCUGGUGGAACAGUAAAUAAUUCAGAUGGAGCAAAAGGUGGAGUUAAUAAAGAAAAUGUUGGAAGUAAGAAUCAAGGGGAAAGGUCUCGGGGAAACGGAAAUAACAAUGGAAGUGGUUCUAAUAGUAGACAAUGUAGAAUUUUGGCGCAAAAUGGUUCAGAGCCUGGUGGAACAGUAAAUAAUUCAGAUGGAGCAAAAGGUGGAGUUAAUAGAGGAAAUGUUGGAAGUAAGAAUCAAGGAGAAAAUUCUGGAGGAAAUGGAAAUAGCAAUGGAAGUGGUUCUAAUAGUAGACAAUGUAGAAUGUUGGCGCAAAAUGGUUCAGAGCCUGGUGGAACAGUAAAUAAUUCAGAUGGAGCAGAAGGUGGAGUUAAUAAAGAAAAUGUUGGAAGUAAGAAUCAAGGGGAAAGGUCUCGGGGAAACGGAAAUAACAAUGGAAGUGGUUCUAAUAGUAGACAAUGUAGAAUUUUGGCGCAAAAUGGUUCAGAGCCUGGUGGAACAGUAAAUAAUUCAGAUGGAGCAAAAGGUGGAGGUAGAGGAAGUGUUAUUAUAACAAAUAAUGAUAAAGAACAUGAAUCUAAGGGAAACGGAAAUAGCAAUGGAAAUAAUUCUAAUGGUAGACAAUCGAGAAUUUUGGCUCAGGAUGGCUCUGGACCUAAUGGAACAGAGGAUGGUUUAAAUGGGGGUAAUGAAGAAAGCAUUAAUAUACCAAGGGGAAAUGAGGGAAAUACUUCUAGUGGAAGCAAUAAUAAAGGUAGUGGCUGUAGAGGUAGAAUUAUUAGAAUUCUGGCUCAGUAUGUUUCAUCACGAGAUGAUAAGAAUGAUGAGUCGAGUGAAGGAAGCGGAAGUAAUGGAAUUGGAGGAAGUAAAAAUAGUCAAAAUGCAACACAUGGAAAAGGCGAUGAUCCGAGUUCAGCGAGCAGGCAACCUAGUCCUUUAUCAGGAGCGGAACAAUCAAAUGAUACGAUCAGCGGAUCAGAUGAAUCAGCUGCAGGAGUGUUUAGUGGUGCAGAUAGAGUUGACCAAGGGGGAGAAGGAAAAGGGGGAAUUAAUACUGAUGGUAGAAAUGUUGUACUUUUAUCAAGUGCUAACUUGUCCUAUACAGAUGGGAUGAAAAAUGGCGAAGUGGAAUAUAAGGAGGAAGGAAAGGAAAGAUCGUCGAAAUAUAUGACGGAUAAUAUGGAAGGAAUAACUAGUGGAGAGAGCACCAAAGAAGUGGAUGCAUCAUCGGAAACAGAACAGAUACAUGAGGACUGGAGUUCCAGUGGAAAGAUGGAUAUGUCACCCGCAUUUAAAAAGUAUGAAAUGGAUGAGGAGGAUGAAGAAGAUGAUGAUUAUGACGAUGAUGAAGAGGAAGAAUUCGAGGACGAAGUGCAUAAGAGUAAACACUCCUCCUAUAACGUAAAUGGAAAGACUAAAUCGGAGAAAAAGGUUCCUGAUGAUAACAUCGGUUCGGCUCCUGAUAGAAAGAAGAUUAAGCUGAAGCGCCUUAUUAAGGGUAAUUCCGAUGAAUGGGGAGAUGCCCUGAAGUUGUCCAGUUUGAAUAACUACGGAAAAUAUGGGAAUUAUGCCGAUUAUCCCAGUGAAGCUGCUACUUCCAAGCAUGUUAACUAUAGGCACUUGUUCAGCGAAAGCGCAUAUAUAUACAGGAAGGGCAAUUACUACUUUAUCAAUCCGAGCCCAUUUAGCAUAGUAAAAAUGAAGAAACCAGAAGGGGUACGAUCCUAUAGAGGAAGCCGAGAUUACAUGAACUGCUACGCCACCUCGUUUAGUAAUAAGCAUAACUCAUCAAAGGGUAGCGAAUAUUCCUAUAGAAAUAUAAAACAAAUAGAAGAAAUAAUCCCCGGCUCCUUAACAGGUUUUAAAAACGACGACGGGUAUAUGAGAUUACUUGUGCCUUCAUUUAUCCCAGAAGACAAAUUUCUGAAUUGCAUUUUUAGAAGUGAGACUUAUAAUGGUAUUCUGGAUGAAGAGGGCCAUAUUAAUCAUGCUGAGUCAUACCCUGUGAAAAUUUAUUUAAGGAAAAAUUUAAAUAAGACGAAAGGAUGCUCUUUUCAGGUGAACGAGGGAAAUGCAUUUUACAAAGAGUAUGCAGACAAGGAAUCAUUCCUAUCCACGAAGAUAAUCAUGAACGAGAAAAACAGUACCAACAACGAAUGUGUCAUACAAGCGUUUAACGAAAUUGUAGGAUUUCAAUGUGGACCACCUUACUACAGAAUGGACAAGAAGGAAAUGCACACUGUGGAGGAUUAUAAAGCAACUAGCGAGAAGAAUGAUAAUAAUCUGAUCAGUCAAGGUGUACCCAAAGGAAAUUUUUUUAUAACUGAUCCUCCAUAUUGCUUUGAGCAUGUGAAUGAAAAUCAGAACGUUAUGGAUAUUCUACCUGACAGUUUCACCUUCCCAAAUUCGAAUAUGUUGACUGGACAAAUUCAAGCAAACCAUACGAGAUAUAUAAAAGUGGGUAAGUUCAGUGAGAGCAGAACCAUUGGAUGCUACUGCAACUAUUAUAAGGAUAACAGCAUCAUGUACUCUGGAAAGAUAAUCAUAAAAGUACAAUCCAGGCAAGACGCCCAAUUCAGUAGUAGAGGCGGACUCCAAGGACAGUCAGAUGAAAAGGUAAAUUUUUCCCAAGGGGUGGAAAGGAAGAAGGGUUUUGGUAAGGAAGAUAUAACUCUUCUUUCAGAAAAAGACAACUCACAAAGGGGAAAAAACUAUGACAGUGAUAAUGGUAGUGGAAGCGGCAGUAGCAAGAAAGGGUCAUCUUCCACCGAUUACACGGCAGACAAGACGAGGAGGAACUUCAUCUCGAACUUUAAUUUCAAACGCAAGGAAGGAAUAAGCAGUAUUCUGUUCAAAAGGAAUAGGGAAGUGUCGACCGUGGGUUAUGAUGUCCUCCAUCGAUCCGGAGACAAAUUCAAGGAUAAAUAUGUUGAGGAUCCGCCCAUAGAGGAUAUCUACGCGGACGAAAGUGAUUCUGGUGGAAAUGCCUACACUGACUUGGAUAGCGAAUCUGACACGAAAAAAUAUGACGAUCAGUACAGCGACGCGCACACAGAUGCGUAUGCCGACCGGUAUGAUGAUCUGUAUCGAGAACCCUACGAUGAUUCGUAUACUGAUGCACAUACCGAUCCGUAUAGCAACUUCGAGGAUGAUAUCAAUGGAGAUUUUCUUUUCGACUUGGGUGACAGCCUCAUCAAUGGAAACGUACCCUCCAAAUAUAAGCCUCUGGAUAGAAGCGUCGAUAUGAAGGACAGUAUCAUGCAUUCUGGAGAAUCCCAAACCAUUACUGUCAUUAACAAGUCUAAAGAUGUUAAGCUCGUGCUUCCACAGCUCAACCCGAAGGAAAAGAAGUACGCAAGGGAAAGGGAAUUCACAUACCCUAAGGUGAUCUCACUGGUUUAUGAAGAGAAUGGGAACAAACAUGAGAAUGUGAACAAAUCUCUCAAACUGUUUAAGGAAUUUUUCCCUCCAAUGCUUAGGGAGCCAAAAGAGGUGGACGAGAAGAAUAACAUGGAUGAUGAAAGGGAGGUGUAUCCUUUAGAGGGAGAGAGGGAUAUACCUGAAGAGGGAAAAGACGAAAUGGUCGAUGAAGAGCAGGAUGAUGAUGACGUGGGGGAAUGGAUAAAAUGGGAAGAUCGCAAGGAUGGAAAGGUUGAAAGGAAGGAAGGAAGGGAUGUAACAGACUGGAAGGAUGAUAAGGACGAGAAAGACAUGCGUGACUUCAUGUACCGGGCAUUCAGCAAAAUGCAGAAAAAUAAAAGGAAUAAUUCAAUCGAUGAAGAGAUAAACAAUUCUGGGGACGACCCCAGAGGGGGGAUGGAGAACGACGAAGGAGACUCAUUAUAUGGAGAAGAUAAACACGUACUAAUGAGAAAACGAAGGCGCGAUGUGAGGGAUUCACGCUCUGGUGAACAAACCUCACAGGAUAAAGGACGGCCACGGAGAGAGUUGAAGCGAGAGGAGCAAACGAAACGGAAAAAUAGUACCAAUGGUGGCAAACAAGGUACCAAUUCAAGUGUUGCUGAGGGUGACAAGUACAGGGGAGAACCCAGUGGGGAGAAAAAGGAACAUCUGGAAGGAGUGAGAGACGAACAAACUGCAGAACGACGUAGUGAAGAUAAGACUGAUCAUGUUGAGGAACCAAGUAAACAAAAGGAGGAUUCAAAGGAAGAAUUGGGUCCAUCUGAGGAGGAAACUGGGGGGAUAAAUGGCGAAAUAGGUGAGGGAGAGGUAUCAAAUAAAGGUGAUGAAGAAAAAGGGAGGGAGGACGAGAGGAGCGAGGCAAAAAAUACAGAAAAUAAUGAAGCACAGGUGAGGAGAAAAUCCAACGGGAAGAGAAAAAAAAAGAUGAGAAAAAGAAUGAGAGAGAAGCUCCAUAGCAAAUGA